AUGACUGAAAGAAAAAGGCCACGAAAAGAACAAGGCGAUGAAAACCAAGCGGAUGAAACAGGCGCUGUCAGUCGUUUCGAGAAUCUCUUGAAGAAGACGGAGAACUUCGCGAAAGCUAUCGAUACCGGUGUUUGUGUUGAGGCAGAUGGAGACAUGGGUAUUUCCCGCAAGCACGAUCGACGUGCAAAAAUGACGGCGGGAACUGUUCGGCGACAUCAGGCAAGCGAGGAAGAUGAGCAGGAGCUCAUGGAUAAACCGACUACCGAUGUGGGACCUAUGCUGUUCGACAAGUCUCCGAGCUAUAUCAAAAACGGGGAAAUGCGGGAUUACCAAAUUCGUGGGCUCAAUUGGAUGAUUCAACUGCAGAACAAUGGAAUUAACGGAAUUCUGGCAGAUGAAAUGGGUCUUGGAAAGACGCUUCAAACGAUUGCUCUUCUUGGCUAUAUGAAACACUGCAAAAAGGACGUCGGUCCUUAUUUGGUGAUCAAUCCAAAAUCGACUUGUCUGAAUUGGAUUAAGGAAAUCGAGAAAUGGUGCCCUACUUUGAAAGCUGUUUCUUUGAUUGGCGAUAAGGAUGAGAGGAAAGCCGUUAUUCAAGAGCAAAUUCUUUCCGGAGAGUUUGAUGUGCUAGUGACUUCUUAUAACAACGUCCUUAGUGAGAAAAGCAUCUUGAAGAAAUUUGCCUGGACGUACAUAGUCAUUGACGAGGCACAGCGUAUCAAAAAUGAAGAUACAAAGCUGGCUGUGAUUGUACGCUCUUUGUCGUCAAGUUAUCGCUUGCUACUCACGGGUACACCUCUUCAAAACAAUUUGCAUGAGUUAUGGGCACUUCUCAACUUUCUCUUACCAGAAAUGUUCUCCAGCUCCGAAGAUUUUGAUGCCUGGUUUGCAGCGAAUUCCAUCAAUGAUCAAAGUGUGGUUUCACGCUUGCAUAAGCUUUUGCAACCGUUUAUGCUUCGUCGCAUUAAAUCGGAUGUGGAAAAAUCGCUUCUACCGAAAAAGGAAAUAAAAGUUUAUGUCGGAAUGUCAAAAUUGCAACUAGAGUGGUAUCAGAAGGUUCUCCUGAAAGAAAUCGACAUUUUGAAUGGAGCGGGAGAACCGGCAAAAUCUCGCUCAGGACCUCCAUAUACGACGGAUCAGCACAUUGUUGAUAACUCUGGAAAAAUGGUUUUGCUCAAUAAGUUGUUGCCAAAAUUGCAAGAACAGGGAUCUCGUGUUCUUCUUUUUUCGCAGUUCAAGAUGAUGUUGGACAUAUUCGAAGAUUAUUGUAUUUGGAAGAACUAUAAAUAUUGCAGAUUGGACGGAGAUACGCAUUUUGAAGACCGCCAACAGGAAAUUGAGGAAUACAAUCGAGAUGGCUCGGAAAAGUUCAUUUUUAUGCUUACGACUCGCGCCGGAGGGCUUGGAAUCAAUUUGGCUACAGCUGAUGUGGUGAUCAUUUACGACUCUGAUUGGAACCCACAAGUUGACUUGCAAGCGAUGGAUCGCUCUCAUCGUAUCGGACAAAAGAAACAAGUUCGGAUUUUUCGAUUUAUUAGUGAGAACACGGUAGAUGAGCGCAUCAUCGAACGUGCUGAAAUGAAGUUACGCCUUGACUCAAUCGUGAUUCAACAGGGCAGAGUUGCUCAAGCAGCAAAAACAUUGGAUAAAGGUGACCUACUUUCAAUGAUUCGUUGCGGCGCCAACAUGGUGUUUGCUUCGAAGGAUUCGACAAUCAGCGAUGAAGACAUUGAUGCUAUUCUUGCUCGAUCCGAAGAUAAAACAAAAGAAUUCAAUGAGAAAAUGCAGAAAUUUGGUGGUGAGUCAUCGCACUCACUUGCAACGGAAUACGAUUCAUCUAAAAUUGACGGCACCGAUAGAUGGACAUGUUAUAAUUGGAACGGCAAAGAUUGGAGGAAAGAGGCUGAUCGAUCGCAAGGCGGCUUGACGGGUUUUUGGAUUAAGCCUUCAAAAAGAGAACGACGUAAAGUGAAUUAUGGGGAAAAUCGAAAACCAGCUCCAGAGUCAAGUGGUUCCGACGUUGAAUUAGUUCACGAAGCAUCAAAUACGCUUCCAAAACGCAGCGUUCCUCCUCCUAAGUUGCCGAACGCUCACGAUUUCCAGCUUUAUCCUCGACGUUUGUUUGAACUACUCGACCAAGAGAUGUAUCAUUAUCGAAAAGUCACUGGAUGGAAGCCUCCCAAGAAAGGUCAUGUGGCUAAUGCUGAAGAAAAACUCUUACUGGAACAAGAAAAAAUUGAUCGAGCUAAACCGCUUACAGAUGACGAAAAGGCUGAACGCGAUGAACUCAUAAAAGAUGGAUUUCCUGACUGGUCACACCAGGAGUUUUCUAUCUUUGUUGCAGCAAACGAGGCGUACGGUCGUGAAAAUAUCGAUGCUAUUUGUGACGAAAUCAAAACCAAAACUCGCGAGCAAGUGGUCGAAUAUGCAAAAGCUUUCUGGGUUCGCUUAUCCAAUCUUGCAAACGGCGAAAAGAUUUUGGCUCGAAUUGAAAAGGGUGAGGGUCGAAUUGAACGCAACAAGAAAAAUCAUCGGGCUUUGGCUGAGAAAAUUGCAAAAUAUUCAGCCCCAUAUCAUCAACUGAAGAUUACAUAUGGCCAUCACCAUAAACAGGCCAGAACCUUUACGGAGAACGAAGACAGAUUCCUGGUUUGUGAGUUGUAUCGUAUCGGCCCUGAGAAGAAAACCGUCUAUAAUGAAUUGAAAGAAAGUAUCCAUAAAACUCCACAGUUUCGCCUCAAUUGGUACCUGAAGAGUCGCACGCCAGCUGAGCUUGAACGCCGAUGCAACACCUUACUUUUGCUGAUCGAGAAGGAAAUGCACGAGCGCGAUUUGAACAAGGAUCAAAAGCACGACGAACCUCCUCAAUCCAAGAAGAGUCGUCUUGAC
Molecule: messenger RNA, 2889 nt
Organism: Mesorhabditis belari
Lineage: Eukaryota; Metazoa; Nematoda; Chromadorea; Rhabditida; Rhabditidae
Source: the annotation of a GenBank genome assembly